Messenger RNA from Drosophila arizonae, 15818 nucleotides. It is a transcript of the gene RyR, whose product is annotated as Ryanodine receptor. Gene Ontology annotation, molecular function: ryanodine-sensitive calcium-release channel activity; protein binding. Gene Ontology annotation, biological process: striated muscle contraction; release of sequestered calcium ion into cytosol by sarcoplasmic reticulum; intracellular calcium ion homeostasis. Gene Ontology annotation, cellular component: calcium channel complex; sarcoplasmic reticulum membrane; sarcolemma. The record is from RefSeq and is a predicted model, not a curated record. NCBI's taxonomy places the organism in Eukaryota, Metazoa, Arthropoda, Insecta, Diptera, Drosophilidae.
UUUGGCAAUCGGGACUUUCGUAGCGGCCGUCGCCGAGCAGCCGACUCUGCUCGUCAGUCUAGAGAGUAAUAUCGACACGAAAAGGACCUGUUUGAGUUACCCGGUCACAUAGACAAAGAAAUCGAAAUACUACACAAAUAAUUGCAUCAAUCUCUGUUUGGACGCUACAGUCGUUGCGUUAACCGGCAAAAUGGCUGAAGCGGAAGGUGGCUCCGAGCAGGAUGAUGUUUCAUUCUUGCGUACGGAAGAUAUGGUCACGCUCUCCUGCACAGCGACGGGCGAGCGUGUCUGUCUGGCCGCCGAGGGAUUUGGUAAUCGGCAUUGUUUUCUCGAAAACAUUGCCGAUAAGAAUGUGCCGCCCGAUUUGUCGCAAUGCGUCUUUGUUAUCGAACAGGCGCUGUCGGUGCGCGCGCUCCAGGAACUGGUGACUGCAGCUGGAUCAGAGACCGAUAGUCAAGUUGGCAAGGGCACAGGAUCCGGCCAUAGAACCCUGCUCUAUGGCAAUGCCAUACUCCUGAGGCAUCACAACAGCGACAUGUAUCUGGCCUGUUUGUCAACAUCGUCGUCGAACGAUAAGCUCUCCUUCGAUGUGGGUCUGCAGGAGCAUAGCCAGGGCGAGGCCUGUUGGUGGACCGUACAUCCGGCGAGCAAACAGCGCUCGGAGGGUGAAAAGGUUCGUGUGGGUGAUGAUUUGAUUUUGGUGUCGGUUGCCACCGAACGGUAUCUGCACACAACCAAGGAGAACGAGCAGUCCAUUGUGAAUGCCAGCUUCCAUGUGACCCACUGGUCCGUGCAGCCCUACGGCACCGGCAUCUCACGCAUGAAAUACGUUGGCUAUGUGUUCGGCGGCGAUGUCUUGCGUUUCUUUCAUGGCGGCGACGAGUGCCUGACCAUACCCAGCACCUGGGGCCGUGAGGCAGGUCAAAACAUUGUCAUAUACGAGGGCGGCGUGGUCAUGGCUCAGGCACGUUCUCUGUGGCGCUUGGAGUUGGCGCGCACGAAGUGGACGGGCGGCUUCAUAAACUGGUAUCAUCCCAUGCGUAUACGUCAUAUAACGACGGGACGCUAUCUGGGCGUCAACGAUAGCAACGAGCUAAUCCUCGUUAAAAAGGAGGAGGCAUCGAUUGCAACGACGACUUUCUGCCUGAGGCAAGAAAAGGACGACGAAAAGAAAGUACUCGAGGACAAAGACUUAGAAGUAAUCGGUUCGCCGAUCAUCAAAUACGGUGACACCACCGUCAUCGUGCAGCACUGCGAGUCGAGCCUGUGGCUCAGCUACAAGAGCUACGAAACGAAAAAGAAGGGCGUCGGCAAGGUGGAAGAGAAACAGGCCAUACUCCACGAGGAGGGUAAAAUGGACGAUUGCCUGGACUUCUCCCGCUCCCAGGAAGAGGAAUCGAAGACGGCGCGUGUCAUUCGAAAGUGCAGCAGCCUCUUCACACAGUUUAUAACCGCCUUAGAGACCCUGCAAUCCAAUCGUCGACAUUCAAUAUUUUUCCAAAAAGUUAAUCUCAACGAAAUGGUCAUGUGCCUGGAGGAUUUAAUCAAUUACUUUUCGCAGCCAGAAGAUGAUAUGGAACACGAGGAGAAGCAGAAUCGUUUUCGUGCCUUGCGCAAUCGCCAGGAUCUGUUCCAGGAGGAGGGCGUGCUCAAUCUCAUUUUGGAGGCCAUUGACAAAAUUAAUAUAAUUACCUCGCAAGGCUUCUUGGCCAGCUUCCUGGCCGGCGACGAGACUGGUCAGAGCUGGGAUCUAAUCUCAACUUAUCUCUACCAGCUACUGGCCGCCAUCAUCAAGGGCAAUCACACCAAUUGUGCCCAAUUUGCGAACAGCAAUCGCCUCAAUUGGCUGUUCUCCCGCCUGGGCUCGCAGGCAUCCAGCGAGGGCUCCGGCAUGCUGGAUGUGCUCCACUGUGUGCUCAUUGACUCGCCCGAGGCGCUGAACAUGAUGAGGGACGAGCACAUUAAAGUGAUUAUAUCGCUGCUCGAGAAACACGGUCGCGAUCCCAAGGUUCUCGAUGUCCUCUGCUCCCUGUGUGUGGGUAAUGGAGUCGCGGUGCGCUCCUCGCAAAACAACAUUUGUGAUUUCCUGCUGCCCGGCAAAAAUCUGUUGCUGCAGACCUUGCUGGUGGAUCAUGUGGCGAGCAUACGUCCCAACAUCUUUGUGGGACGCGUGGAUGGCUCGUCCAUGUACCAGAAGUGGUACUUUGAGGUGACCAUGGAUCACAUCGAGCAGACCACACACAUAAUGCCGCAUCUACGCAUUGGCUGGGCCAACACCUCCGGCUACGUGCCUUAUCCGGGCGGAGGCAAGAAGUGGGGCGGCAAUGGCGUCGGCGAUGACCUCUACUCGUUUGGCUUUGAUGGCGCUCAUCUGUGGACAGGAGGACGCAAGACGCUUGUAGCGGACGCUUUGCCCGAGGAGCCAUACAUACGCAAGGGCGACGUCGUUGGUGUGGCCAUUGAUCUGUCCGUGCCGGUCAUUACGUUCACCUUUAACGGCAACAAGGUGCGCGGCUGCUUCAGGGACUUCAAUCUGGACGGCAUGUUCUUCCCGGUGAUGAGUUGCUCCUCCAAGCUCAGCUGUCGCUUUCUGUUUGGCGGCGAUCACGGCCGUCUGAAGUAUGCCCCACCCGCGGGCUUCUCGGCGCUCGUACAGUGCCUGAUGCCGCAUCAGAUCCUAAGCUUGGAUCCCUGCUUUUACUUUGGCAAUCUGAGCAAAAAUGUGCUGGCCGGUCCCUGGCUCAUCGAGGACGACACAGCGUUUGUGCCGAAGCCAGUGGACACGACAGGCGUGACCCUGCCCAGCUCCGUGGAUCAGAUUAAGGAGAAGCUCGCCGAGAACAUACACGAGAUGUGGGCUCUGAACAAGAUCGACGCCGGCUGGACCUGGGGAGAGCAGCGCGACGACUACCAUCGCAUACAUCCCUGUCUCACACAGUUCGAGAAGCUGCCAGCUGCUGAGAAGCGUUACGACAAUCAACUAGCGGUCCAAACAUUGAAAACUAUCAUCUCUUUGGGCUACUAUAUAACCAUGGAUAAGCCGCCAGCACGCAUACGACCCGUGCGCCUGCCCAACGAGAUAUUUAUGCAGGCCAACGGCUACAAGCCGGCACCGCUCGACCUGAGCGCUGUGACCCUGACGCCCAAGCUGGAGGAGCUCGUCGAUCAGCUGGCCGAGAACACACACAAUCUCUGGGCACGCGAGCGCAUCCAACAGGGCUGGACCUACGGCCUAAACGAGGACUCUGAAAAUCACCGCAGUCCCCACCUGGUGCCCUAUGCCAAGGUCGAUGAGGCCAUCAAGAAAGCGAAUCGUGACACUGCCUCCGAGACAGUGCGCACCCUGCUGGUCUACGGCUAUGUGCUGGAUCCGCCCACCGGCGAAGGCACCGAAGCUCUGCUAGCCGAGGCACAACGCCUGAAGUUCGCCGCCUUUCGCACAUAUCGCGUGGAACGCAACUACGCCGUCACCUCUGGCAAAUGGUAUUUCGAAUUCGAGGUGCUGACAGCGGGUCCAAUGCGCGUGGGCUGGGCACGGGCCGAUUGCUAUCCGGGCGCCAUGUUGGGCAGCGAGGACACCAGCUGGGCGUUUGAUGGCCACAAUGUAACGAAAAUGCAUGCCGGAACGAUCGAGCACUUUGGUGUUCGCUAUGAGGCUGGUGACGUCAUUGGUUGUUUCAUCGAUGUUAAGGAGCAAACCAUCAGCUUCUCGUUGAACGGAGAACUACUUAUGGAUGCCUUGGGUGGCGAGACAACGUUCGCCGAUGUCACCGCUGAGGGCGUGGGCUUUGUGCCCGCCUGCACCUUGGGAGUGGGUCAGAAGGCGCGCUUGAUUUAUGGCCAAGAUGUGGACUCCCUCAAGUUCUUUACCACCUGCGGUCUGCAAGAGGGCUACGAGCCCUUCUGUGUCAAUAUGCAACGCCCUGUUACGCAUUGGUAUACCAAGGAUCAGCCGAUUUUUGAGAAUACCGAGGAAAUGCCCGAUUGCCGCAUUGAUGUGACGCGCAUACCUGGCGGAGCUGAUACUCCGCCCCAUUUGAAGAUCUCGCAUAAUACGUUCGAGACCAUGGAGAAGGCAAAUUGGGAAUUCCUGCGUCUCUCCCUGCCUGUCACCUGCAUGAGCGACUUCAUCAGUGAGCAGGAGAAGGCGAGACGCUGGGAGGAGAUCAAGCUACGCCAAUAUCGCUUGAUGCGCGAGGCACAAGAGGCAGCCAUCCAGAUGCAGACCCAAAAUGCUGCACACAUGGAUCACAUGCUCAAGUCCGGCUUCAAUAUGAACGACAUUAAGGGCUUGACGCGCAAUUUCGAUGAUCACACCGAGGCAGAGGCCGAGCAUAUGAUGCGCGGUCCACCACGACCACCACGCAAAGGUUCGCUCACCCGGAAUAUAACAUUUGAGACCGACAUGACGGCUGCCUUGGACGAGAUGCAGCGUUCGACCUCCGUAUUGGACAUGAAUGGCCUGGGCGAUGAUCUAGAUGACAAAAAGAAACGUGGCCGCAGUCCGUUCAAGUUCUUUUCGAAGAAGUCACGCGACCAGAGCCGUGAGAAGAAUGGCUCGAGAACCGCAGACACAUCGCUGGAGCGCAGAAACACGGUGGCCCAUGGCCGAAACGUGGUUAACCAGCAGAUGACAACAAGAACGCCAACGUUACGUCUAAAUAAUGCCGAAAUACCGCCCAGUCCAGUGCCUCAGGGACCAAAACAAUUGAGCUCCACGAAUUUGGGCCAGCCAUCAGUCGAAUCGUCUGGCAAUGAGAUGUUCGAUGCCGAGUGCCUCAAGCUGAUUAACGAAUAUUUCUAUGGUGUGCGCAUAUUCCCUGGCCAGGAUCCCACCCACGUCUACGUCGGCUGGGUUACCACCCAAUACCAUUUGCAUAGUCGCGAAUUCAAUAAGAAUAAGGUGCGACGCGCCUCGGUCUACAUUGAGGACUAUUAUGAAGUGCCCAUUGAGCGCAUCGAUCGUCAGAGCUGUUAUGUGGUGCGCGCCGACGAGCUGUUCAAUGAGGUAACCCAAGACGCCUCUGGCAAAGGUGCAUCGCAGGGUAUGUUUGUCGGUUGCUUUGUGGACACGGCGACGGGCAUAAUACGCUUCACCUGCGAGGGCAAGGAAACCUCGCAUCGCUGGAUGAUGGAACCGGACACCAAACUGUUUCCGGCCAUUUUCGUCGAAGCCACCAGCAAGGAGAUCCUGCAAAUUGAGCUGGGACGCACACCAACCACGCUCCCACUGUCGGCAGCCGUGCUGCCCACCAGUGACAAGCACAUCAAUCCCCAGUCCCCGCCUCGCUUGAAGGUGCAGUGCCUGCGUCCGCAUCAAUGGGCGCGUGUGCCCAACACCUCACUACAGGUGCAUGCGCUGAAGCUGUCCGAUAUUCGGGGCUGGUCAAUGCUCUGCGAGGAUCCUGUAUCAAUGCUGGCCCUGCACAUACCCGAAGAGGAUCGCUGCAUCGAUAUAUUGGAGCUGAUUGAGAUGGAUAAACUGCUGUCCUUCCAUGCUCACACUCUCACGCUCUACGCUGCGCUGUGUUAUCAAUCAAAUUAUCGUGCCGCGCACGCGCUCUGCCAGCAUGUCGAUCAGAAGCAACUGCUCUAUGCCAUACGCUCGGAGUAUAUGAGUGGACCACUGCGUCAGGGAUUCUAUGAUCUGCUGAUAGCGCUGCAUCUGGAAUCGCAUGCCACCACAAUGGAGGUAUGCAAAAAUGAAUAUAUUACACCGUUGGGCCCCGAGCUGAAGGAACUUUAUGCUGAGGAUGAGAUGCGUCACUCACUUCGUUCCCUUGUCACGGAGUCUGUGCGUCCGCAGUUGCGUAUGACGGAAAUCACUCCCCCUGUGAUUGCAACAUCUAGUAUGCCAAGUGUUUCCAGCGAACCGAUACCCAACAUCGAUCAGUUGUAUUCCCCGAAGUUCCCAUUAGAAGUAGUCAGAGAAUUUGUAAUGGAGGCACUCAAAGAUGCUGUGGAAAUAAAUCAAGUGCAUAACCGUGAUCCCAUCGGUUGGACCAACGAGAAUCUAUUCUUGCCACUCAUCAAGCUAACGGAUCGCCUACUGUUAGUUGGCGUCCUUACUGAUGAGGACGUACAAAAACUAUUAGUAAUGGUGGAUCCAGAAACUUGGGACCCCACUUUCGAAAGAGAGGGAAAAGAUGAGCACCGCAAGGGUUUGCUCACCAUGAAAAUGGCUGAAGGAGCCAAGCUACAAAUGUGCUACCUAUUGCAUCAUCUAUACGACACACAGCUCCGGCAUCGGGUGGAGAGCAUUAUAGCAUUCUCUCACGAUUUUGUGGGCGAUCUGCAAACCGAUCAGUUGCGCCGUUAUAUUGAGAUUAAACAAUCCGAUUUGCCAAGUGCUGUUGCGGCCAAAAAGACUAAGGAAUUCCGUUGUCCACCCAGAGAACAAAUGAAUCAGAUUCUUUGCUUCAAGAAUCUCGAAGCUGACGAUCAGGACAAUUGCACCUGUGGUCUUGAGUUGCGCAGUCGCUUAAGCGAAUUCCACGACUCUCUAAUGCAAAAGGUAUCGCUGAAUGCGCUGCAGGAGCCGGAUGGUACUGAGACAAAUGCAAUCGAAGAGAUCAAAACGGGACCCAUAACAAAGAUCUACAAUUUCAUCAAUACCGUCAAGGAGCUAGAGGAGGGACCCAAAGAAGUGGAGGAGCCUGAGAAAAAGACACCUGAAGAGGUUUUCCGCAAAGUUCUAAUCAAAACCAUCGUCAGCUGGGCUGAGGAAUCACAAAUCGAGAAUCCAAAAUUAGUUCGCGAAAUGUUCAGCUUACUGGUACGGCAAUACGAUACGGUCGGUGAGCUGGUACGUGCUCUGGAGAAGACCUACGUGAUCAACAAUCGCGCACGAGAUGAUGUGGCUGAGAUGUGGGUUGGCUUAAGCCAGAUUCGUGCAUUGCUGCCCGUACAAAUGAGCCAGGAAGAAGAGGAGCUGAUGCGUAAGCGCUUAUGGAAACUGGUAAACAAUGCCACAUUCUUCCAGCAUCCGGAUUUGAUACGCAUCUUACGUGUGCACGAAAACGUAAUGGCCGUCAUGAUGAAUACUCUAGGCCGUCGUGCGCAGGCACAAAGCGAUGCUCCCGCCCAGACCGAGGGAGCUGAGGGCGUGCCCUCAAAGGAGAAGGACACCUCGCACGAAAUGGUUGUGGCUUGUUGUCGCUUCCUAUGCUACUUUUGCCGUACCGGACGUCAGAAUCAGAAGGCCAUGUUCGAUCACUUUGACUUUUUGCUGGACAAUGCGAACAUAUUGUUAGCCAGGCCCAGUCUGCGUGGUUCCACCCCAUUGGAUGUGGCAUAUUCGAGUUUAAUGGAGAACACAGAAUUAGCUCUGGCACUUAGGGAACACUAUUUGGAGAAGAUUGCAGUUUACCUGUCCAGAUGUGGAUUGCAGAGCAAUUCUGAGCUGGUCGAGAAGGGCUAUCCCGAUUUGGGCUGGGACCCGGUCGAGGGUGAACGAUAUCUGGACUUUUUGCGCUAUUGCGUUUGGGUCAAUGGCGAGAGUGUCGAGGAGAAUGCCAACCUUGUCAUUCGUCUUCUUAUCCGUCGUCCAGAAUGUUUGGGACCGGCUCUAAGAGGAGAAGGGGAAGGUCUCUUCCGUGCAAUCGUCGAGGCCAAUCGUAUGUCGGAGCGCAUAUCGGAUCGUUGCAAAAUGCAAGACGAGGCCGAAGGCACCAUAGCUGGACUUAAUUUUACCCAUCCCCUACCAGAAGGCGACGAAGAUGAGGACUAUAUCGAUACAGGUGCCGCCAUAUUGAAUUUCUAUUGCACACUUGUUGACCUGCUGGGCAGAUGCGCCCCCGACGUGUCUGUCAUCGAGCAAGGCAAGAACGAAUCACUGAGAGCUAGAGCUAUUUUGAGAUCUCUUGUGCCACUGGAAGACCUUCAAGGUGUGCUUAGCCUAAAGUUUACACUCACCCAAACUGCUCCCGGUGAGGAGAAACCAAAAUCGGAUAUGCCAUCUGGCCUCUUACCCAAUAACAAACAGAGUAUUGUCCUCUUUUUGGAACGUGUUUACGGCAUAGAGACACAAGAUCUAUUCUAUCGGCUGCUCGAAGACGCUUUUCUCCCAGAUCUGCGUACAGCCACAAUUUUGGAUAAGAGUGAUGGCUCAGAGAGCGAUAUGGCAUUGGCCAUGAAUCGCUAUAUUGGCAACUCCAUUUUGCCACUGCUUAUCAAGCACUCAAAGUUCUAUAACGAAGCUGAGAACUAUGCAAGUCUCUUGGAUGCCACGCUGCACACGGUCUAUAGGUUAUCCAAGAACCGUAUGCUAACCAAGGGACAGCGAGAGGCAGUAUCCGAUUUUCUAGUAGCGCUGACGUCACAAAUGCAACCUGCCAUGCUCUUAAAGCUAUUGCGCAAGUUGACUGUUGAUGUAUCCAAGCUAUCCGAAUAUACGACCGUCGCACUCAGGCUGCUCACACUACACUUCGAUCGCUGCGCUAAGUACUAUGGCUCGACUCAAGGCCAAGGCUCAUAUGGAGCUUCGUCAGAUGAGGAGAAGCGUCUAACGAUGCUUCUCUUCUCAAAUAUUUUUGACUCGCUGAGCAACAUGGACUAUGACCCGGAACUGUUCGGUAAAGCAUUGCCCUGCCUAAUUGCCAUCGGCUGUGCCCUGCCACCAGACUACAGCUUAUCGAAGAAUACCGAUGAGGACUAUUAUGGCAGACAAAUGGGCGCACCAGAUCAGCCACAAUAUGUGCCAAAUCCAAUUGAUACGAACAAUGUACAUUUGGACAAUGAUUUGAAUUCGUUGGUUCAAAAGUUCAGCGAGCAUUAUCACGAUGCUUGGGCCAGUCGCCGUUUGGAGGGAGGCUGGACAUAUGGUGAAAUUCGAUCCGAUAUCGAACGCAAGCACCCACGCCUAAAGCCUUACAAUAUGCUCAGUGAAUAUGAGCGUGAACGCUACCGAGAUCCGGUGCGUGAAUGCCUCAAAGGUCUUUUGGCCAUUGGCUGGACCGUUGAGCACUCUGAAAUCGAUUUGCCACUCAAUCAUCGUGGCUCGACGCGUCGUCAAUCGAAGCCCCAAAUUCAUGAUUUUCAGAAUGAAGGCAACCCCUUCAACUAUAAUCCACAUCCUGUGGACAUGAGCAACCUGACGCUCAGCAGAGAAAUGCAAAAUAUGGCCGAACGUCUGGCCGAAAACUCUCAUGAUAUUUGGGCGAAGAAGAAGAACGAGGAGUUAAAUGGAUGCGGCGGAGUUAUACAUCCACAAUUGGUGCCCUAUGACCUGCUCACCGACAAGGAGAAGAAGAAGGAUCGCGAGCGCUCCCAAGAGUUCCUCAAAUACAUGCAGUAUCAGGGAUACAAGUUGCACAAGCCCUCGAAGGGUGGCGCUGUUGAGGAAGGCGGUGCCACACAAGCUGCCGUUGAGUUGCGCUUCUCCUAUUCACUGCUAGAGAAGCUCAUCCAAUAUCUGGACCGUGCCACCAUCAACAUGAAGCUACUGAAGCCAUCGACCACGUUCAGCCGACGCAGCUCCUUCAAGACGGCAUCGCGGGACAUCAAGUUCUUCUCAAAGGUCGUGUUGCCUCUAAUGGAGAAGUAUUUCUCGACGCAUCGCAAUUAUUUUAUCGCUAUUGCCACGGCAACGAACAACAUAGGCGCCGCAUCGCUAAAGGAGAAGGAAAUGGUUGCCUCCAUAUUCUGUAAAUUGGCUGCUCUGUUGCGCAAUCGCCUGAGCGCCUUUGGGCCUGAUGUGCGCAUCACCGUGCGCUGCCUGCAAGUACUGGUCAAGGGCAUCGAUGCCAAGACUUUGACCAAGAAUUGCCCCGAAUUCAUACGCACAUCGAUGCUGACGUUCUUCAAUCAAACUUCUGAUGAUCUGGGCAACACGAUCAUGAAUCUACAGGAUGGCAAGUACAGCCAUUUGCGUGGUACACAUCUAAAGACCUCCACGUCACUGGGCUAUGUAAAUCAGGUGGUGCUACCGGUGCUAACUGCAAUGUUUGAUCACCUGGCUGCCUGUGAUUACGGUAGUGAUCUGCUGCUCGACGAGAUUCAAGUGGCCUCAUAUAAGAUUUUAGCUGCCCUAUAUCACUUGGGCACCGAUGCGACACUGACACACGAUCGCAAAUAUUUGAAAACGGAAAUCGAGAGGCAUCGACCUGCCUUGGGCUCCUGCUUGGGCGCCUACAGCUCGUGCUUCCCAGUUGCCUAUUUGGAGCCGCAUCUCAAUAAGCACAAUCAGUACUCCUUGCUCAAUCGCAUUGCAGACCAUUCGCUGGAGGCCCAGGACAUUAUGGUCAAAAUGGAAAGCUGUAUGCCCAAUUUGGAAGCGAUCCUCAAUGAAGUGGAUCAGUUUGUUGAGUCGGAUAAGACUUAUGCCGAUGCACCGCACAUCAUCGAUGUUAUAUUGCCGCUGCUCUGCGCCUAUUUGCCAUUCUGGUGGUCCCAGGGUCCGGAUAACGUGAGUCCAACUAGUGGCAACCAUGUGACCAUGGUCACCGCGGAUCACAUGAAUUCGCUGCUGCGCAAUGUGCUCAAGAUGAUCAAGAAGAACAUUGGCAAUGAUAACGCGCCCUGGAUGACACGCAUUGCGGCCUACACCCAGCAGAUAAUCAUCAAUACAUCAGAGGAGCUGCUCAAGGAUCCAUUCCUGCCACUGGCGGAGCGUGUCAAGAAGCGUACCGAGAACAUGCUGCACAAGGAGGACAGCAUGCGAGGAUUUAUAAAAUCGGCCACAGAUGAUACUUCGCAAGUGGAGACGCAACUACAAGAGGAUUGGAAUUUGCUUGUGCGAGACAUAUACUCAUUUUAUCCGCUACUCAUCAAAUACGUGGAUCUGCAGCGCAAUCAUUGGCUAAAGGAUAACAUCCCUGAGGCCGAAGAGCUGUACAAUCAUGUUGCCGAGAUCUUCAAUAUCUGGUCAAAGAGUCAAUACUUCUUGAAGGAGGAGCAAAACUUUAUAUCGGCCAAUGAAAUUGAUAAUAUGGCUCUGAUAAUGCCAACGGCGACGCGACGAUCGGCCAUAUCCGAGGGCGUGCCGGCAGUGGGUGGCAAGGUCAAGAAGAAGAAGAAGAACAGAGACAAGAAACGUGACAAGGACAAGGAGGUGCAAGCCAGUUUAAUGGUUGCCUGUCUGAAGCGUCUACUGCCCGUAGGCCUCAAUCUAUUCGCUGGUCGCGAACAGGAGCUGGUGCAGCAUUGCAAGGAUAGAUACUUGAAGAAGAUGAACGAAUACGAUGUCAUAGAAUUCGCACGCAAUCAGUUGACAUUGCCUGACAAACUGGACCCAUCCGAUGAGAUGUCGUGGCAGCAUUACCUCUACUCGAAACUGGGCAAGACUGAGGAUCCAGUCGAUGAACAGGCCUUGGAGAAGGUGAAUGCCAAUUCGAAUGAGAAGGGUAAAGACAAGACGACAGAGACCGUUGAUCGAAUUGUGGCCAUGGCUAAGGUUCUGUUUGGCCUGCAUAUGAUCGACCAUCCACAACAGCAGAGCAAAAAUGUCUACAGGAGCGUUGUGUCAAUACAAAGGAAGCGUGCCGUAAUCGCAUGUUUCCGUCAGACAUCGCUACAUUCUCUACCCAGACAUCGUGCUUGCAAUAUUUUUGCUCGCACCUACUACGAGCAAUGGCUGCAGGAGGAGAACGUCGGCCAGGAGGUGAUGAUCGAGGAUCUGACGCAGACAUUUGAAGAGUCGGAGAAAUCUAAGAAGGAUGAAGAGGAAACGGACGGCAAGCCAGAUCCGUUGACUCAGCUGGUGACCACCUUCUGUCGUGGUGCCAUGACAGAACGCAGUGGCGCACUUCAGGAGGAUUUACUGUACAUGUCCUAUGCACAAAUCGCAGCCAAGUCUUGCGGCGAAGAGGAAGAGGAAGGUGGUGACGAGGGCGAAGGGGGCGAGGGCGGCGAAGAGGGCGAAGGCACAAGUAUUCAUUGCCGCAUGUCAAAACUAAUGGAACAAGAAAUGGAGAAACAGAAGCUACUGUUCCAUCAAGCGCGUCUGUCGAAUCGUGGCGUUGCCGAAAUGGUGCUGUUGCACAUAUCCGCCUCCAAAGGUAUACCUUCGGAGAUGGUCAUGACGACACUCAAUUUGGGCAUCGCCAUACUGCGUGGCGGCAACAUCGACAUUCAAAUGGGUAUGUUGAAUCACUUGAAGGAGAAGAAGGAUGUGGGCUUCUUCACUUCCAUAGCCGGGCUGAUGAACUCGUGCAGUGUGCUCGAUCUGGAUGCAUUCGAGCGCAACACAAAGGCCGAGGAGUAUAUUCCAAGUGCGGGUGCAGGUCUUGGUGUCGGCUCGGAAGGCGCUGCGGGUGAGAAGAAUAUGCACGAUGCGGAGUUCACGUGUGCUCUAUUCCGAUUCAUUCAGCUAACCUGCGAGGGUCACAACUUGGAAUGGCAAAACUAUUUACGUACCCAGGCGGGCAAUACGACUACGGUGAAUGUGGUCAUCUGUACGGUGGAUUAUUUGCUGCGUCUGCAGGAAUCGAUUAUGGACUUCUAUUGGCACUACUCCAGCAAGGAGAUCAUUGACCCAGCUGGCAAGGCGAACUUCUUUAAAGCCAUCGGCGUGGCUAGCCAAGUGUUCAAUACCCUCACUGAGGUCAUCCAGGGUCCGUGUACCUUGAAUCAGCAAGCCUUGGCCCAUUCCAGAUUGUGGGAUGCGGUCGGCGGCUUUCUAUUUCUAUUUUCGCAUAUGCAAGACAAACUCUCGAAGCAUUCGAGUCAGGUGGAUCUGCUAAAGGAGCUGCUCAAUCUACAAAAGGAUAUGAUCACCAUGAUGUUGUCCAUGCUGGAAGGCAAUGUUGUGAAUGGCACAAUUGGCAAGCAGAUGGUGGACACCCUUGUUGAGUCGGCUAGCAAUGUUGAGCUGAUUCUCAAGUAUUUCGAUAUGUUCCUGAAAUUGGCCGACUUGAUUGAGUCGCCCAGUUUCCAUGAGAUUGAUAUGAAGAACGAGGGCUGGGUAAUACCCAAGGAUUUCAGAGACAAAAUGGAGCAGUCCAAGAACUACACACCGGAGGAAAUGGAUUUCCUUUUGGCCUGCUGUGAACGCAAUCACGAAGGCAAAAUAGAUUAUAGAGCCUUUGUCGAACGUUUCCACGAGCCAUCAAAGGAGAUCGGUUUCAACCUGGCUGUGCUGCUGACCAAUCUCAGUGAACACAUGCCCAAUGAGCCGCGCCUGGCGCGCUUCCUGGAGACCGCUGGCUCUGUGCUGAACUAUUUCGAGCCGUUCCUGGGUCGCAUCGAAAUCUUGGGCAGCUCGAAGCGUAUUGAGCGUGUUUACUUUGAGAUCAAGGACUCGAACAUCGAGCAAUGGGAGAAGCCACAGAUUCGCGAAUCGAAACGCGCCUUCUUCUACUCGAUUGUCACGGAGGGCGGCGACAAGGAAAAGCUGGAAGCAUUUGUUAACUUCUGUGAGGAUGCGAUCUUUGAGAUGACCCACGCCUCUGGCCUGAUGGCCACGGACGAUGGCGGCGGCAAUGUGAAACGGGAUACGGCCUACAGUUCCUACAUGAGCGAAGAGGAGGAAGAGCGCGCCGCUCGCGAUCCGAUUAGACGCACAAUAACUGCUGUCAAGGAUGGCCUGAAGUUCGGAGUUCACAUGCUAAGUCCCUCAAACAUCAAGCACCAAAUUGGAGUUAUGCAAACAAAAUCGAUACCUGAACUGAUUGUUGGAUUCUUUAAGAUAAUCUUCUAUAUGUUCUACUACACGGGUUACGCCCACUACUGUGUGGUGCGCUAUAUCUUUGGCAUACUGUUGAAUCUGAUGCGUGGUCCCGCACCCGAGCAGGAGGAUGAAGUGGCUGUAGUUGAGGAGGAGACAUUUGGACGUGCGCUGCCGCCGUUGCCGCUGGAGGAGCCACCGGGCCCGGUUCAAGCAUUCGGCUUGGACAUAAACAAAGAGGAAAACGGCGUGUACAAGGUGGUGGUCCACGAGUCGCCAGCCAGCUCAUCUGUGGAGGAGGGCGGUGAGUCUAGCCCAGAAGAUGGCGCAGCUCCAACCGGAGAACUAGUCGAAGGCGAACUGCAUCAGGAACCCAUUUCAAUUGUCGAUAUGCUCGGUGGUGAGGCGGCUAAGAAGGCAGCUCAGGAGCGUCAGGAGGCGCAGAAGGCCCAAGAGGCAGCCAUGGCAUCCAUUGAAGCGGAGGCCAAGAAGUCAUCGGCAGCACCACAAGAGACACCAGCGGUGCACCAGAUCGACUUCUCGCAGUACACGCACCGCGCCGUCAGCUUCUUGGCUCGCAACUUUUACAAUUUGAAAUAUGUGGCGCUCGUCUUGGCUUUCAGCAUUAACUUUAUGUUGCUCUUCUACAAGGUGACCUCAUUCAACGAGGAAUCAGAAGGAUCGGCCGAAGAGGAGCUUAUUCUGGGCUCUGGCUCGGGUGCUGGUGCUGACAUGGCUGGCUCUGGUCUGGGUGGCUCGGGCGAUGGGUCGGGCGAUGGCGAUUUCGAAGACGAUGACAUACCGGAACUGGUGCACGUGGAUGAGGACUUCUUCUAUAUGGAGCAUGUGCUGCGCAUUGCCGCACUGCUCCACUCCCUAGUAUCGCUGGCCAUGCUCAUCGCUUACUAUCAUCUAAAGGUGCCGCUGGCCAUAUUCAAGCGAGAAAAGGAAAUUGCACGUCGUCUGGAAUUCGAUGGUCUCUUCAUAGCCGAGCAGCCGGAGGAUGAUGACUUCAAGUCCCACUGGGAUAAGCUGGUCAUAUCGGCCAAGAGUUUCCCUGUCAAUUACUGGGAUAAAUUUGUCAAGAAGAAGGUCAGGCAAAAGUACAGUGAGACCUACGACUUUGACUCAAUCUCGAAUCUGCUGGGCAUGGAGAAGAGCGCCUUUACGGCACAGGAGAGCGAGGAGACGGGCAUUCUGCGCUACAUCAUGAACAUCGAUUGGCGCUAUCAGGUGUGGAAGGCUGGAGUCACCUUUACGGACAACUCCUUCCUCUACUCACUGUGGUACUUCAGCUUCUCGGUGAUGGGCAACUUUAACAACUUCUUCUUUGCCGCCCAUUUGCUGGAUGUGGCCGUUGGCUUUAAGACACUGCGCACGAUUCUGCAGUCCGUAACCCACAAUGGCAAACAGCUCGUUCUGACCGUGAUGCUCCUGACGAUUAUCGUUUAUAUAUACACGGUGAUUGCGUUCAACUUCUUCCGCAAGUUCUACAUACAGGAGGAGGAUGAGGAGGUGGACAAGAAGUGCCAUGACAUGUUGACCUGUUUCGUCUUCCAUUUGUACAAGGGCGUUAGAGCAGGCGGUGGCAUUGGCGACGAAAUCGGGGAUCCGGAUGGAGAUGAUUAUGAGGUCUAUCGCAUCAUCUUCGACAUCACAUUCUUCUUCUUCGUCAUUGUCAUCCUGUUGGCCAUCAUCCAGGGUUUGAUUAUCGACGCUUUCGGCGAGCUGCGUGAUCAAUUGGAAUCGGUCAAGGAUAAUAUGGAAUCGAAUUGCUUUAUUUGUGGCAUGGGUAAGGACUUCUUUGAUAUAGUCCCGCAUGGCUUCGAUACGCACGUGCAGAAGGAGCACAAUCUGGCCAACUAUAUGUUCUUCCUGAUGCAUUUGAUCAAUAAACCGGAUACCGAGUACACCGGCCAGGAGACGUACGUGUGGAAUAUGUAUCAACAGCGCAGCUGGGACUUCUUCCCAGUGGGCGACUGCUUCCGCAAGCAGUACGAGGACGAACUCUCUGGCGGCGGCGGUGGCGGAGGCUGAGCUCUUGGGCUCCACUUAGUCGCGUUUUUACUACAAUUUCUAUGAUGAUCGUUAAUAUCUCUAUUAUAAUAUUGAUAUAUGUUUGAAUUCUCUCAAUAAUAAAUCAUAUUCUAAUUAAUUUAAGUAUAUAUUUUACAUACAAUACGGAUGCUUGACCAAAUAAAUCGAUUCAUUUUUA